Sycon ciliatum is the source of this 1962-nucleotide messenger RNA. RefSeq names its product 2-aminoethylphosphonate--pyruvate transaminase-like. Bases 112 to 1431 code for a protein of 439 amino acids. Gene Ontology annotation, molecular function: 2-aminoethylphosphonate:pyruvate transaminase activity. The record is from RefSeq and is a predicted model, not a curated record. NCBI's taxonomy places the organism in Eukaryota, Metazoa, Porifera, Calcarea, Leucosolenida, Sycettidae. The transcript is spliced from 8 exons. Gene Ontology annotation, biological process: organic phosphonate catabolic process.
AAAAAAUUUAAUGUUGAAUAUUGGAAUUCGUGAUAGCAGUGAACACGGUAAAUAUUUCAUAAGUCGUUGUUUGUGGAAAGGCAGCGUCUCUGCUCUCCAUAGCCACUAAGGAUGCAGUCCUCGGUUGGUGUGCUUCGUGGUCGUGCCCCGCACUUGCUUGCGAAGCGGUGGUGUUCCGGCGCUACGCUAGCGAACAGAGAUGUCAUCCCUACCACCCACCAGUCAGUGUAUGGUGUAGCGCACCGCUGCUUCACUUCAUCCGCACUGCGCAGAAGCCAUGAAGAUGUGGCGCCGGCGAUCACGCAGAAGAAACUGUUCACACCCGGACCGCUGGGCGUCAGCAUGAGCACUAAGGAAGCCAUGCUCUACGAUCUGGGUUCCAGAGACGAGGCGUUCAUUCAGACUGUGCAGUGCGUGCGCGAUGAGCUGGUAGACCUAUCCGGAGAAUCGCGCGACGACUACACGUGUAUUCCAGUGCAGGGAAGUGGUACGUUUGCUGUGGAGGCAGCGCUAACUACAAGCAUCCCGCGCACUCGUCCCAACAUUCUUGUUCUGGUGAACGGUGCGUAUGGCCAUAGGAUUGGCGAGAUCAUCACAGCACUGGGUAUCAGCGACUGUGUGAAGCUCUCGUUUCCAGAGAAUGUUCCCAUGGACUUGGACGUCGUGGAGAGAAAGAUCAUCGAGUUGGGUCAUCGCCUCACCAACGUAGCUGUUGUUCAUUGCGAAACCAGCAGUGGACAGAUCAACCCGGUCGAGGCUAUUGGCCAGAUGGUAGCAAAGCAUGCAUCCCAGGCUUCCUUCUUCAUCGAUGCCAUGAGCAGUUUUGGUUCGGUGCCGUUCAGCCUGUCGUCGGCUCGCUGCGACUUCAUGGUAACGUCGGCCAACAAGUGUCUUCAGGGUGUGCCCGGAUUCUCACUAGUGCUGGCUAAUCUACGUGCUCUGAAGCGCUGUGGUGGCAACUCCCGCUCUCUCAGCCUAGACCUGUGUAAGCAAUACCAUGGCCUGCAGAGCAACGGUCAGUUCCGAUUCACACCUCCAACUCACUGCAUACUAGCCCUACACCAGGCAUUGAAGGAGCUCAGAGAGGAAGGCGGCAUUGCUGGCAGAAGAAAGCGGUACCAAGAGAAUAGCCAUCUGCUUCGCACAAGGAUGGCUGAGCUAGGUUUCAAGGAACUCCUGGAGAACGAAACAGAGAAAUCCUUUAUCAUCACGUCGUUCCGUAACCCGGAGCAUCCCAACUUUGAUUUCAAGACGUUCUACAGCAAGCUGAGCGAGCGCGGGAUGUGCAUCUACCCCGGCAAGGUGACAGCAGCGGAGUGCUUCCGCAUUGGCACCAUAGGUAAUUUGCAUCCGGACGAUAUCCGUCAACUACUGGCAGCCAUCGAAGAGGUCACGAAGGAGAUGGAUAUUGCCCUUCCACUUGGAAGUUAGACAGUGUAGUUUUCACAUCACCUACGUUAGCAGGUGACAGAAUCUAGUCUUUUCAGUCACUUGUUUCAACUGUAAUGGAUAACGCAUUGGUAUACAAGUAGUAUACUGUGAUUGUUUUAUAAUUGCUCCGAAACGCAUGUUUUACUUGCUGAAAGUAGGCAGCCUUUAUCAUAUAAUCUACCUUUUCAAAUGAUACGAUAUUUUUGAAUUGUUCAGUUCAUUCUCGCCCACUAGAGGCAUGCAUUCAGAUAAGUAUAAUAUUUUAUCUUUUACACAAGCAUUUUCGAAUGCUUGUUCUUGUUGUGAACGUCGCACGGCAGUGUGUUAUGCUAGGAUAUCUCGAUUUACUUCACCGCUUACACCAAAUUAUUUCCUUUCUUUUUGACGCGCAGCCCCUUCUGUUUUGUUCCGUCCGCUUUCUGCGCACCUAUGUGAGAGUUUUGGAUUUCAUUCGCAUGCUGUUGUGCCUGUUUCGUGUUCGUAUUCACAGAGCGGUUUUGUCCGCAGAAGACGGUGGUCAGCUACAGUGAA